AUGCCCGUAGCCUCACGUGAUAUCUACACCGACAUUACUGAGAGCCUCUUCCUCCUACAACUGCCUCACGAGAGUCAGUUGCUUGCCUCUGCGGGUAGCGCGUCAUCUCUCACGCAGUCAAGUCUUGAUUUUGUCCCUCCCGCCUUCCCUCUGUAUAUAGAACCCACUACAAUACAGACAUAUUGCCUCCCUACAAGGGAGCGCGAACGGGCCCUAUCUGACGCUACGGUCUACGACCGCAGCGACAGGUGA
Messenger RNA from Penicillium soppii, 252 nucleotides. RefSeq lists its product as uncharacterized. The transcript has a single exon. The record is from RefSeq and is a predicted model, not a curated record. Lineage: Eukaryota; Fungi; Ascomycota; Eurotiomycetes; Eurotiales; Aspergillaceae. Bases 1 to 252 code for a protein of 83 amino acids.